Molecule: messenger RNA, 1509 nt
Organism: Kuraishia capsulata CBS 1993
Lineage: Eukaryota; Fungi; Ascomycota; Pichiomycetes; Pichiales; Pichiaceae
Exons: 1
Coding region: 1-1509 (502 amino acids)
Biological process (GO): transmembrane transport; carbohydrate transport
Cellular component (GO): membrane
Molecular function (GO): carbohydrate:proton symporter activity
Source: RefSeq, a predicted model, not a curated record
AUGUCGUCUGAAAAGAGUUACCCACACCUGGCUAAGCACAUUCCCCGGACCAAGGGUUUGCUUCUGCUCACUGUGGUUUGUAUGACAGUCAGUUUUCCUACAGCCUUCGGAUAUGAUUCCAUGAUGAUGUCGUCCUUAAAUGCUCUGCCAUACUACCAGGACUACUUUGGAAUCACCAACGUCACCUCCAACCUCAACACAGCCAGUAUGUGGGUGGGCGAGAUUGUGGCUCUUUUCUUUGUCCAAAUACUUGCCAGUCGUUGGGGAAGACGUGUCUCGAUCCUGAUCGGUCUGGUUUUCGUCUUCCUCGGAACAAUUCUCCAGAGCGCUGCCCAGAACACCGCCAUGUUCGUUAUUGCCAGAAUCAUUUUGGGUUUCGGAUUCACUUACGGUUCAGUAGCAGUUCCAGUUCUUGUUUCAGAGCUGUGUCCAAUCAAGUUUCGUGGAUUCCUACUUGGAUCCUUCUUUUCGUGUUUCUCGCUGGGCUCCAUCAUUGCGUCGGCCGUGACCUAUGGAACUAGAGACAUCGAGUCCACCUGGUGCUGGAGAUUACCUUCUAUCAUCCAGGGUGUUCCAGCCAUUCUUUCUGCACUAUUUGUCUUGAUAGCUCCUGAGUCGCCGAGGUAUCUUAUCAAGGUUGGCAGAGAGGAAGAGGCUAGAGAGAUCAUCGCCAUUGUCGAGGAGAUCGAACCACACUCCGAGUACAUCAACGAAAUCGUUGUGAAAUGUCAAUCUGAACAGGCUGUCUCUGACAUGGUGCUCUGGGGCGAAGUCUUCAAGGGUAAAAAUAACCAUCGCCGUCUUGUAAUUGGAAUCGUCCAUGCUGUUCUCACUGAACUGGGAGGAAGUUCCGUUUGCUCCUAUUACCAAUCCGUGCUCUUGGAACAGGCUGGUAUCACUGAUGUCAAGCAAAAAUUGCAGGUGGGAAUUUGCGUUUCUUGCUGGUGUUUCCUUUUUUGUUUGGGAGGGUCUCGUGGAUUCGAUAUGUUUGGUCGUAAAACCAUGGCGAUAGUUGGUACCACAGGAAUGAUUGUUGCCUUCUUUAUCAUGGGAGGUUUGAUCAAGGCUAGGAACGACGAUGCUUCGAUCAGUCCGUACGGCUCUGUUUCGAUGAUUUUCAUUUUUGACGCCUUCUACUCGAUGUCCUGGAGUGCUUUGAACUACUGUUAUUCGCCAGAAAUCUGGCCAAACAGACACAGAGUCCUUGGUGUCACCUGGUUCAGUUUCUGGAGUGACUGCUUUGGUCUCCUGGCCAACUUCACUCUGCCAAUUGCUAUGGAAAACAUGGGUUUCAAAUUUUACUUUACCAAUGCAGGCUAUAACAUCUUCUUCUUGGUGAUUAUCUAUUUUCUUUUCGUGGAAACCAGAGGAGUCCCACUGGAAGAAAUCGAGACUCUCUUCGAUCAAGCUCCUUGGGGAGGAUUUGGUAACAAAUUUUUUGCUCCUUCUUCUCUCGUUGAGUCUGACGAGUGCGAAGUUAUCGAAGUGGAAGCAUCGCUGAAGGCUUAG